CAUCCUUCCCCCCCUCUUCCUCCUCCUCCUCCUCUCGCGCCGCCGCCGCCGCCGCCGUCGGCUGGAGAUCGGUAGGUGAGCUGCCACGCGUGUCGACGAGAUCCCGCCGCCGUCGACGUGGGGGGAGGGAGGCAGGGAGGAGCGACUGACUGGAGCGGCGAAGUGGAAGUAGAAGCUAGCUGGGCAUGGCGUCGGGACGGUACAUGGCGUACUCGCCCUCGCCCUCCACCACCCCGCACUCCCCGCGCAUCUCCGGCCUCCGCGCGUCCUCCGCCGUCGCCGACCAGGAGAAGUACCUAUCGGAUCUGCUUGCCGAGCGACACAAGCUGAGCCCGUUCAUCCCAGUGCUCCCUAAUAGUGUACGGCUGCUGAAUCAAGAAAUUUUACGUGUUUCCACACUAUUGGAGAACGCGUCCCUUUUAAAUCAAAGUGGCCUUGAACAUGGUAGUCCACUAACAACUGGAGGAUUAUAUUCAAAUGGAGCAGCAACUGAUAUGAAUGGGUGGACAUCAGCAUUUCAACCAGAAAGUUCACCAUCUUAUAGCUGGCUUGGAGGAUCUCAAGGCAGUUCUUCUGGACUAAUUGUUAAGAAAACAAUGAAGGUUGAUAUCCCAGUAGACAAAUAUCCAACAUUCAAUUUUGUUGGCCGCAUCCUUGGUCCUAGAGGAAAUUCUUUGAAGCGCGUGGAGGCAACUACUGACUGCCGUGUGCUAAUAAGAGGUCGGGGAAGCAUUAAAGAUCCAACUCGGGAGGAAAUGAUGCGAGGGAAACCAGGUUAUGAACAUCUGAAUGAACCACUGCACAUAUUGGUUGAAGCAGAACUGCCUGUUGAAAUUAUUGAUACCCGUCUGAUGCAAGCCAGGGAAAUCCUUGAAGAUCUGCUGAAGCCUGUGGACGAGUCUCAGGACUUCUUCAAGAAGCAGCAGCUCCGGGAACUCGCGAUGCUCAAUGGCACACUCCGUGAAGAAGGGAUGCAAAGGUCUGGUUCAGCAUCCCCUUUCCACAACAACCUUGGAAUGAAGAGAGCCAAGACAAGGGGGUAAAUGAGCCAGUAUUCAUCAAGGGAGGACCAAUCAUCUAUUCUGAGACCGAUACCAAAGUAUGCCUAUAUGGGGUUGCCUUGCUGGCCAACGGCCCAAAAACGGUCUCGCACCGCCAGCAUCGGAGCGGCCCGUACUUGAUAAUACCAUAUAUCUGGAGUUGUGUAUCCCUGCUACCGCCUACCGUGGUCUGGUUAUGGGAACAAUAGGGUGUUGGGCUAUAUAUUGGUUUGUGCAUGGUUUGGUAGCUAUGUGGUUUGUGUAUUCCUAUGAACCAGUAUCUGGGGUUUUCAUAGAAGGCCCUGAGCUUGUAUUUGAACUUUUGAAGACUUUGAUCUACGGAUGCUGUUUGCGAAAACUUGGAUUGGAGCGACGCUGUAACAUUUUUGUGGCCGUACUGCUUAUAGCACACUAAUCCUUAAGCA
Molecule: messenger RNA, 1465 nt
Organism: Oryza brachyantha (malo sina)
Lineage: Eukaryota; Viridiplantae; Streptophyta; Magnoliopsida; Poales; Poaceae
Product: KH domain-containing protein At5g56140-like
Exons: 7
Coding region: 186-1043 (285 amino acids)
Biological process (GO): regulation of mRNA splicing, via spliceosome
Cellular component (GO): nucleus
Molecular function (GO): mRNA binding
Source: RefSeq, a predicted model, not a curated record